CAGCGCUGUGGCGGUAGCGGGCGGCGCGGGAUGGGACGCCUUCCCGGCGUGCAUUGCGCGGGGAGGUGGGGCGGACCCGGGGCGGCGGUGGCGGCGGCUCUCCCAAGGUGACUGGAGCUGGGUCGGGCCGGCCCCGCGGCGCCGCUAAAACAUUAGUGUCAUCAUGAUUCUGCAUCAGAUUCUGCGACUUUCUUCCCUCUUUCGCUCUGCUGUUUCCAUUCACUUGCGCAGAAACAUUGGGCUUUCUGCUAUUGUCUUUAAUAAGGCAAAAGAGCUUGAUCCAGUUCAGAAGCUCUUCUUGGACAAGAUCAGAGAAUACAACACAAAGAGCAAGCAAGCUGGAGGGCCUGUUGAUGUAGGCCCUGAGUUUCAGAAAGACAUGAAUGAAUCCCUUGCUAGACUUCAACGUGCGUAUGGUGAGGGAGAUCUAACCAAGUUUCCAGAAUUUAAAUUUCAGGAGCCCAACUUUGAGGAGACUCCAAAAUGAUCUCUGCAGGCUGUACACCAAACAGCAGUGAACAUCAAUGGAGUUGCUGAACAUGGCAUCAGUUGUAAAUUAAUAAAUGCAGUAUUUCAGAA
Molecule: messenger RNA, 579 nt
Organism: Grus americana (Whooping crane)
Lineage: Eukaryota; Metazoa; Chordata; Aves; Gruiformes; Gruidae
Gene: ATP5PF
Product: ATP synthase peripheral stalk subunit F6
Exons: 4
Coding region: 164-487 (107 amino acids)
Biological process (GO): proton motive force-driven ATP synthesis
Molecular function (GO): proton transmembrane transporter activity
Source: RefSeq, a predicted model, not a curated record